GUUUCUUUCCCCCUUUUCAACUCUAAGCCAUUUAUCAUGGCCCUCAGUAAUUCUAGCUGGAGGCUGCCUCAGCCUUUUUUCUUGAUAGGUAUUCCAGGUUUAGAAAGAAGCCAGCACUGGAUAGCAUUGCCCCUGGGUGUCCUUUACUUCCUUGCUCUAGUGGGCAAUGUUACCAUUCUCCUCAUUAUCUGGACUGACUCAUCCUUGCACCAACCUAUGUACCUCUUCUUGGCUAUGCUAGCUGCCAUUGACCUGAUCCUGGCUUCCUCCACUGCACCCAAGGCCAUUGCAGUGCUUCUGGUUCAUGCCCAUGAGAUUGGGUAUACUGUCUGCCUAAUCCAGAUGUUCUUCAUCCAUGCAUUCUCCUCCAUGGAGUCAGGUAUACUUGUUGCCAUGGCUCUGGAUCGCUAUGUAGCCAUUUGCCAGCCUCUCCAUCAUACCACCAUUUUGCAUCCAGGAGUCAUAGGGCGCAUCGGGAUGGUGGUGCUGGUGCGGGGAUUACUUCUUCUCCUCCCUUUCCCUAUCCUGUUGCAGAGACUUAUCUUCUGCCAGGCGACUGUCAUAGGCCAUGCCUACUGUGAACACAUGGCUGUGGUAAAACUUGCCUGUUCAGAAACCACAGUGAACCGGGCUUAUGGGCUAGCAGUAGCCUUGCUUGUGGUUGGGCUGGACGUCCUGGCCAUUGGCAUUUCCUAUGCUCUCAUUCUGCAGGAAGUGCUGAAGGUACCAGGUGGAGAAGCUCGACGGAAGGCCUUUAGCACAUGUGGAUCUCACGUUUGUGUCAUCCUGGUCUUCUAUGUCCCUGGAAUGUUCUCCUUCCUCACUCACCGAUUUGGCCACCAUGUACCUCAUCAUAUCCAUGUCCUUUUGGCCACACUUUACCUCCUUGUGCCCCCUGCCCUUAAUCCUCUUGUCUAUGGGGUGAAGACUAGGCAGAUCCGCCAGCGAGUGCUCAGGGUGUUCUCCCGAAAAGGACAGAUCUGA
This is a messenger RNA of Tupaia belangeri chinensis (Chinese tree shrew), 984 nucleotides long. Its product is annotated as olfactory receptor 52L1. The coding region runs from base 37 to 984 and encodes 315 amino acids. The transcript has a single exon. Gene Ontology annotation, biological process: G protein-coupled receptor signaling pathway. Gene Ontology annotation, molecular function: G protein-coupled receptor activity; olfactory receptor activity. Gene Ontology annotation, cellular component: plasma membrane. NCBI's taxonomy places the organism in Eukaryota, Metazoa, Chordata, Mammalia, Scandentia, Tupaiidae. The record is from RefSeq and is a predicted model, not a curated record.